ACGGCCAUUAGAGAAGCUCUAGAGAGGGAGGAGCCGGUGAGGGAGAGAGAGACAGAGAACGAGGAGAAGGGUUCUGUCAAGUAGUUUCUUGUCCUCUUUCUCUCUCUUGCUUUGUUUUCGGCUAGAGGAAGAGAAGUUGGUGUCUGUCUCCUCGCCUUCUAGAUAGAGAGAGAGGGAGAGGGGGGGGGGGGGGUGCCUGUUCUCGCCUUGGGAUUACUCUGGUUUUAGAGAGAGAAAGAGAUUUAGAGUAGAGAACCAUGUUUAUCGAGAGCUUUCGUGUGGAGAGCCCCAACGUGAGGUACACGGAGGAGGGGAUCGAGUCUACCUACAACUACGCGACCACCGAGCUCCUGCAUGAGAACAGGGAUGGCAAGUACGAGUGGGUGGUCAGGCCUAAGUCUGUUACAUAUGAGUUCAAGACCAGCACCCGUGUGCCCAAGCUCGGGGUGAUGCUUGUGGGUUGGGGUGGGAACAACGGUUCUACCCUUACAGCCGGUGUCAUAGCUAACAGAGAGGGGAUUUCUUGGGCUACCAAGGACAAGAUACAGAGGGCAAACUACUUUGGAUCCCUCACGCAAGCGUCAAGCAUAAGGGUGGGUUCAUACAAUGGUGAAGAGAUCUAUGCGCCCUUUAAGAGUCUUCUCCCUAUGGUCAAUCCUGAUGAGAUUGUCUUUGGAGGAUGGGACAUAAGCAACAUGAACCUGGCAGAUGCCAUGGCCAGGGCGAAGGUCCUGGACAUUGAUCUCCAGAAGCAGCUGAGGCCAUACAUGGAGUCCAUGAUCCCUCUGCCUGGGAUCUACGAUCCUGAUUUCAUUGCUGCCAACCAGGGUUCUCGUGCAAACAAUGUGAUCAAGGGGACCAAGAAGGAACAAGUUGAGCAGGUCAUUAAGGACAUCAGGGAGUUCAAGGAGAAGACAAAGGUAGAUAAAGUGGUGGUUCUGUGGACAGCAAACACAGAGAGGUACAGUGAUGUCAUAGUGGGACUGAAUGAUACCAUGGAGAACCUUUUUUCUUCUCUUGAGAAGAACGAGCAUGAAAUCUCCCCCUCCACUUUGUAUGCCAUUGCAUGUGCUCUAGAAAAUAUUCCUUUCAUCAAUGGGAGCCCUCAAAACACUUUUGUACCAGGGCUGAUUGAUUUGGCUGUCAAGAGGAACAGUUUAAUUGGUGGUGAUGAUUUUAAGAGUGGGCAAACGAAGAUGAAGUCUGUGUUAGUUGACUUCCUUGUAGGCGCUGGUAUUAAGCCAACAUCAAUCGUGAGUUACAACCACUUGGGAAACAACGACGGCAUGAAUCUCUCAGCGCCACAGACCUUCCGGUCCAAGGAGAUUUCCAAGAGCAAUGUGGUGGACGACAUGGUCUCGAGCAAUGGCAUCCUGUAUGAGCCAGGGGAGCACCCUGAUCAUGUCAUUGUGAUCAAGUAUGUUCCCUAUGUAGGAGACAGCAAGCGAGCCAUGGACGAGUACACCUCUGAGAUAUUCAUGGGAGGGAAGAGCACAAUUGUAUUGCACAAUACCUGUGAGGACUCUCUGUUGGCUGCACCCAUCAUCUUGGAUCUGGUUUUGUUGGCUGAGCUGAGCACUAGGAUCCAGCUCAAAGCAGAAGGAGAGGGGAAAUUUCAUUCCUUCCAUCCAGUAGCCACCAUCCUGAGCUACCUGACCAAAGCACCUCUGGUUCCUCCAGGCACACCUGUGGUGAAUGCACUGUCCAAGCAGAGGGCCAUGCUGGAGAACAUCCUGAGGGCUUGCAUUGGCCUUGCUCCGGAGAACAACAUGAUUUUGGAGUACAAGUGAAAGACUUGAAGUGCCCCGUUGUCCUCCCUCUCGGUUGGAACAUGGUCCCUCUUUUCUUUUUUUUCUUUCCUAGUCUUUUGUUGUCAAAAAAAAGAAGGAUGCCCUUACAAACUGGAAUUUGAUUUGUAAUUAUGAUUUCUCUCUUAGUGAAGCAUUCUCUUUCUUA
This is a messenger RNA of Nymphaea colorata (pocket water lily), 1956 nucleotides long. Its product is annotated as inositol-3-phosphate synthase. Gene Ontology annotation, molecular function: inositol-3-phosphate synthase activity. NCBI's taxonomy places the organism in Eukaryota, Viridiplantae, Streptophyta, Magnoliopsida, Nymphaeales, Nymphaeaceae. The transcript is spliced from 10 exons. Bases 258 to 1790 code for a protein of 510 amino acids. The record is from RefSeq and is a predicted model, not a curated record. Gene Ontology annotation, biological process: phospholipid biosynthetic process; inositol biosynthetic process. Gene Ontology annotation, cellular component: cytoplasm.